AUGGACGACCUUUACGACGAGUUCGGAAACUUCAUUGGCGAAGCCGAGUCGGACGAGGACGUCCAGAGCACUGGCGACGCUGCCGACGCCUAUGUCCUCGACGAUGACGCCGAUGCCGACGCGCGCGACAAUGACCAGCAGCUCAUGGAGGUCGACGACGGCCCCUCCAAUGCCGUUGUCCUGCACGAGGACAAGCAGUACUACCCGUCUGCCUCAGACGUAUACGGCCCCGAUGUCGAGGUGCUGGUCCACGAGGAAGACACGCAGUCGCUGGCCCAGCCCAUUAUCGCCCCCGUCGUCCAGAAGAAGUUCACCAUCCAGGAGGCCGACCUGCUGCCAUGCUGCAGGCACGCGGUGGGUCUAUCUGCAUCCGUUGUCGUGACGCGCUAG
Exserohilum turcica Et28A is the source of this 390-nucleotide messenger RNA. RefSeq lists its product as uncharacterized. NCBI's taxonomy places the organism in Eukaryota, Fungi, Ascomycota, Dothideomycetes, Pleosporales, Pleosporaceae. Bases 1 to 390 code for a protein of 129 amino acids. The transcript is spliced from 2 exons. The record is from RefSeq and is a predicted model, not a curated record.